GGGCAUCCAACGUGGCCAGUCUGGAGUGGAUGCCAACGGUUGGAUCCCCAGCUGUAAAAACAGGAUUUCCCCGGCAGGAACGGCCCUGUCCUGUCCCUCUCCUUUUCUGUUUUCCUACCCUGGACGCAGAUCAGGGAGUCCACCUCCUCUUGGCGGCCGGAGCCUCCUGCGGGGAGGGGGGCUCUCGGAGCAGGGAGAGGUCCUGCCGAGGGACGACGAUGACGGCCCCAGGAUGGCUGAACGACAAUCUGCGGACUGUCCGUCCUUCCUCCGCCUCUGACACGCGUGGCCUGUUGUGGCUCUGGGCUGCCUUUUGGGAUUUCCGAGUUAUCGACCGAAAGAUAAAGGGCCAUCUAUUGUGUUCCGAUGCCUUGUGCCAAACCCAGCUUCUGUGGCCUGCAAGGCACCGGCCCAUCGGACAGGCGUCAAGAGGCACGGGGCUGCGGGGGGGGGGCGCCCCACUCCGUCUGGCACCCUGCCCGCACAGGCUUUUACUUCGAAAGAAGGGGAGCGGCGCCAGGGGUCCCUGGCAGUCUGGCCUCGCCUUCCCUCUUGAGGAGGUUUUUCCCGUCCGAGGCUGUCUGUGGUGGUCGAUUGCGCUCGGACGUUACCUGCCGAAAGAACCACCCUGGAGAGUUCACUUACUGGUACGAACUUUUAUUUCCACCAAAGGACUGGGAAGCGACUGAACAGUUAAAGCAAGAUGGCAA
Molecule: messenger RNA, 710 nt
Organism: Pogona vitticeps (central bearded dragon)
Lineage: Eukaryota; Metazoa; Chordata; Lepidosauria; Squamata; Agamidae
Source: RefSeq, a predicted model, not a curated record